Molecule: messenger RNA, 321 nt
Organism: Haemonchus placei
Lineage: Eukaryota; Metazoa; Nematoda; Chromadorea; Rhabditida; Trichostrongylidae
Source: the annotation of a GenBank genome assembly
AUGCCCUACUUGGCUCCACAUUAUGGAGAGCACCAACUAGUUGGAAAUGCUCGGGCCAACUACUCAAAUUAUCUAGGAGGAUCUGUGCUAACUCCAAAGACCGUUCUUCCAAUGCGCCUUGAGGAUUCGCCUGCCUACUCAGGUCUUCCAAUACCACACAAAAUUCGGCGACAUCCUGAUUAGGUCGCAUUCUGGGCCUUCCUGCUUCGGCACCGCUUCCUCCGCUGACCGCCUCCUCCAGCUCUCCGCAAAUGUCGGACCAGUCAAAUAGGGGCUCUCCUGCCACCUUCCUGUCCGCGUCUUGCCUCAGUAGGUCCGUGA